AGCUGUUGAAAAAAUGAGGUCAUCUUUGUGUUUUUUAUUACUCAUCUUGAAGAAUUACGAUUUUCAUUGAAGGAAAAUACGCAAUUCUAUUAAUAAAUGGUAAUAAUUUCAUUUGCAAUGAAAGAACUUCUAUUUUAAGAUGUUCCUUAGUUUCAAAUAAGUCGCAUUGCUUUCAAAUGAACAAAUUAAUCAAAUCAAUCUUUUGAAAACAAUUUCAAAUACUUCUGCUGAACUAAGAAAUUACUAUUUCCCCCUUUGAAAAUAUAUUACAAAAACAGCCUUGAGAUUCUUGAUAAAUAUUCAACAUUUAUCAAGCAUGAUUUUAAGAGAAAAUUAUGUGCCUUGCAAAUUCAUUUUAGGAGCCAAAUCUUUAAUAACAAUUCACGGAAUGUAAUUAAUUACGUAAAUUCUUGUGAGAAAUACAGAAAAAAACCUCAUCAUAUUUGGUCUAUAAUUACGCAAUUAUGACAUUGAGAAUGUGUGUGCAUUUUGUACACAUUCAGCAAUAUAGUUUCCACGGACCUUAUCAGAAAACCAGUCUCACGAGAAACCCCAAAAGUGCCAGUCAGUUCAAUUUCUCCACUUUCGCUCUCAACUUAGUGACAAUGAGUGAUGCCCAGAGAGAUUUGGAGAAGGAAUUCUCACCCAGUGCUUGGGUCAAGAGAUUCCGCACUGCCGAAGAAGUGAUUGAGCAUCACAAGAAAGUCGUGAGAGAAGGAACACAACUCGCUCGGGAGACGUUCAAGUGCGAAUUGGAUGUGGCUUAUGGACCAGGAGAGCGCUCCAAAGUGGACAUUUAUGGCACGGAUUUGCCUCCAAAUGCUCCCAUUCUCGUGCUCGUGCACGGCGGCUACUGGCAGCUGGAGGAGUACACCAAGGAGCUGGGAACUUAUGGCGUCCUGCCACUUGUUCCCGCCGGAUGUCGCGUGAUAGCGGCGGAUUACGAAAUGUGCCCCAAAGUGACUCUGUCGGAACUCACGGAGAAUGCCUUCCAGUGCUUGUCCUUCUGCCUCAACUACGCCGCCAAGUUGGGCGCCUCGUCUGUCAGCUUCCUGGGCCACUCAGCGGGAGCGCAUCUCGUCGUCGCACAGUUUGAGCAGGAGCGCUUCGAGAGGCUGCCACACAAGGAGCUCAUCAGAGACGUUUAUCUCUUGAGCGGCGUGUUUGACUUGCGAGAACUUCGUCACACCGAAGCUGCCAAUUCGAAGAAUCUCCUCGCCAUCACAGACGACAAUGUCACUGCUCUCUCCCCAGCUCUGGCCAGCUUCCUCCACCUCGGCACGGAGUCUGUGAACUUCACCAUCGUGGUGACAGGCAAUGAGUCUCAGUCGUACUUGAAAAUGUCCGAAGACAUGCGAGACGCUCUCCACGGAGGCACAAAUCUCGUGAGAUUCUAUCUGUUGCCCAACAAAGAUCACUUCGAUAUUGUGGAGCAACUCAAUGACAAGGAGGAAUACCUGACGGAAAUUCUCCUGGAAGAUCUGAAGAAUUAG
Messenger RNA from Phlebotomus argentipes, 1493 nucleotides. RefSeq names its product kynurenine formamidase. Gene Ontology annotation, molecular function: hydrolase activity. Bases 465 to 1493 code for a protein of 342 amino acids. The transcript is spliced from 2 exons. NCBI's taxonomy places the organism in Eukaryota, Metazoa, Arthropoda, Insecta, Diptera, Psychodidae. The record is from RefSeq and is a predicted model, not a curated record.